Messenger RNA from Melanotaenia boesemani (Boeseman's rainbowfish), 1907 nucleotides. RefSeq names its product family with sequence similarity 177 member A1 (gene fam177a1a). The transcript has 5 exons. The coding region runs from base 40 to 681 and encodes 213 amino acids. NCBI's taxonomy places the organism in Eukaryota, Metazoa, Chordata, Actinopteri, Atheriniformes, Melanotaeniidae. The record is from RefSeq and is a predicted model, not a curated record.
ACUAAACACGGUUGUGAUGCGUUGGAAGGUGUGACUGAAAUGGCAGAUUUGUCGCUGUAUUUAACUAACGUUAACGUUUAUUUGGGACAAGCUAUGGAAUCUGAAAAGAGUGCAGGGGAUGCGGCCGAAUUUGAAACCGUGGAAAUAGCGGAGACCCCGGGAAAGCAGGGAAAAGUGAAGAUUCCUCGCAGGACCAUCCACUUUGCCAAUGGUGAAACCAUGGAGGAGUACAGCACUGAUGAAGAAGAGGAGGAGGACCCUGUGAAGAAAGAUGUCCUUCCAGUUGAUCCGUCCAAACUGACCUGGGGUCCUUACUUCUGGUUCCACAUGUGGAGAAUGGCUACCUCCACUAUCUCAGUGUGUGACUACAUGGGAGAGAAACUGGCCUCUCUAUUUGGCAUCACCACCCCUAAAUACCAGUAUGCAAUCGAUGAGUACUAUCGCAUUAAGAAAGAGGAGGAGGAGGAAGAGGAGGAGAACCGUCUGGCUGAAGAGGCAGAGCACCAGUUCGCGGCACAGCGAAGAGGCGAGCAGGAUAAUCCCACAGCUACUUAUCCUGCCACAGUAGAGCAGCCAGAAACAUCUACUGCCUCCUUUGUAAACAUUAGCUUUGAGCUGGAUCCUGAGCCUUCCCUUAGGAAUUCAGACACCAACAGAGUCCCUUCUCCUCUCCCCUCCUGAAAACUGACACUCCCUGACAAACCAACUAUUCACUCAUAAUAGAUUGGAAAAACCCAGUUUAUUUGGCUGUAUGUUCUAUUUUUUUUAUGUUUUUUAUGUUAUACAAGAAUAUUUUAGUUAAUACACAGUGAAGGAAAAUUUAAAAAGCUGUUGAACUGAGUGCAGAAACAAUACCUGUGAAUGUAGAUUUGUGUAGUAUACUAUAUGAUCUAUGCAAGUCUUAGCUGUAGUUUAACUGUACGUCGUACUUGGCCUGGGCUCGACUCACUUUUAGGUCUUAGUACUAUCACCAUUAGAGCGUUACCCAUAAUUCUUCAGCACCAGGAAGUUGGUGACAGGCUGUUUGAGCUCUGUGGGUUGCAGGGAUAGGGAAACUGUGUUUCUGACCUGUUCCUUGGUGCAAAUGAGGACUAAAUACUGAGCAUUGGCCCUGAAACAUUUUUAAGUUUAGUAGAUUGUUUAAACAUUUGGACCUCUGAAUACUGUUAGGGGAUGCAUGCCAAUACAAUGCUUUACAUGCAAAUACAAUUAGAGUGCUGCAGGGGUAAACAUAAGAGCUAGCUGAUUGAAGAGCUUUAUUUUGCAUAACAAUUCUAACAUUUUCAUGUGGCAUUCUUUAAAAAAUGUGUUUACUACCAGUGUAGACAAUAUAUGCUGUGUGGAAAAUAUUUAUUCACCCAAAAUGUUUUUAUUCAUAUUUGAUUACAUGAAAGUCCAUGUAAAGUUACUUGAUUCUGUAGGGAAUCACAUUUGUUAGCCAACUUCCUAGUUCUGGUUCUACAGAACCACUUGCUUAGUGUACUAAUAGACUUAUGUGAAUAGCUUUGUUGAGGCUGCAGCUGACCAAUAGGAGGUGCGGCAGGCGGAAAGGCCAAGCAAGAGCAACAUCACCUGUACGACACUCUGAAUUUGAAUUCUAAUCUUGCCACAAAAAAUUCAUUACUGUUAAAAUUGAGUGAGGAUCAUCAUUAAUAAGAAAUACCCAUACGCCGUGCUCAGCCUUAAAGUGUCCUUGCUUAAGCCAUCUUAAGAUUAAUUAUUAGAAUUCAUAGAUAUGGCUCUGUGGUGGUGCCAGUACAGUUAACCUUCAAUAAAUAUCUUUUAUUAGUAUGAAACAAAGGCUAUCUUGCUCUAGCUAAAGGACGGCCAAUAUAUGCAAUAUAUUAUUUUAACUCUUGAAUCUUUGUAUACAUGCUUAUUUUCUCUUAAUAAAUUUUUCAAGUUCA